Messenger RNA from Didymodactylos carnosus, 555 nucleotides. The record is from the annotation of a GenBank genome assembly. Lineage: Eukaryota; Metazoa; Rotifera; Eurotatoria; Philodinida; Philodinidae.
UUGAAUCAUUUCAAUGCUAUGAUCAACAUCAAAAAUCGACACGCCACUUAGAAGUCAUCCAUAAAGGGUUGAGUUACAAGCUCCAAACAGAACUCGAAAGAGAGUACUUGCUGUCUUUUAUAAAUAAUACUUUGUCACAAGAAGCAGGAUCAUUUCUUUGGCGCUAGAACCAUUACUUUGGCUCUACAAUUAUUCAGACAUGUUAUUAAUAACAAACAAUUGAAAUUGAUUAAAAGAUUUAGCGGAACAUAUCAGUCCGAUCAAGUCAUUCAAUGGUACACGGGGCACCCCUUUAUCUAUAAACAAGUUAAUCUUGCAGAAUAUCAAGAGAUUAAAGAGUAUGAAACUGCGCUAACACUUUGUCGUGGGGUAAGAAUGUCAACUGAAGAAGUUAAAAAAUUAAAAGAAAAUAUUGAUAACCUAAUAUCUGCAAAUGGGUUUUUAUCUACUAGUCUAUCGAAAGAUGUUGCAUUGAGGUUUGCUGGUGCUGAAUCAGACAAGGAACAAAGUGUUUUAUUUGAAAUUGGUUGUAAUUUAGCAACAAAUAAUUUGUAA